CGCCGCGGGGCGGGAGGCGGCCAUGUCGCUAUUGUCUGCGCUGGUGCCCUUGCUCCGGGUGUACUGCAUCGGCCUCCGCGUCAUCCUGCACCAGCUGCGCCGCCGCUUCCAGCCGCGGUGCGCCCCGGCCUCAGUUUUCCCUACACAAAAUGGAAAGGUUGCUAUAGUGACUGGAGGCACUAAAGGAAUUGGUUACCAAACUGUGAAGCAUUUGGCAAGACUUGGCAUGCAUGUGAUAAUAGCUGGAAACAGUGAAAGUGAUGGCCAAGAAGCGGUGAGGAAAAUAAAAGAAGAAACUUUGACUGGAAAAGUGGAGUUUUUAUACUGUGAUUUGGCUUCCAUGAAGUCUAUACGGCGAUUUGUGCAGCAGUUUAGAGCAAAGAAUUGUCCACUCCAUGUCCUGGUGAAUAAUGCUGGGGUGAUGCUGGUCCCUGAAAGGAAGACGGAGGAUGGGUUUGAGGAGCACUUCGGCUUGAACUACUUGGGACACUUCCUGUUGACUAACCUCCUCUUGGAUACGCUGAAGCAAUCAGGAACGCACAGUCACAGCGCUAGGAUCAUCACUGUCUCAUCAGCCACCCAUUAUGUAGGCAAAUUGCACCUAAGCGACUUACAAAGCAGAUGUUCGUAUUCACCCCAUGGAGCCUAUGCCCAAAGCAAACUUGCCCUCGUGUUAUUUACCUAUCGACUACAGCAUCUUCUGACUGCAAAUGGAAGCCAUGUGACUGCUAAUGUAGUAGACCCCGGAGUAGUGAAUACUGAGCUCUACCAGCAUGUCUUUUGGGUUGUGAAAGUGGUCAAAUGGAUGACAGCCUGGCUAUUUUUCAAGGGCAUUGUAAAUGUUCUGCUGUAUCAGGACAAGAGUGCAAUAAGAAGGACAUAUUUGUCACUGAGCCCAGAGGAAGGAGCCUCUACAACCAUCUAUGCAGCAGUAUCACCCGAGAUGGAAGGAGCUGGUGGCUGCUACCUCUACAACGAGGAAAGGACAAAAUCGGCUGACGUGGCAUAUGACGAGGAGCUGCAGAGAAGGCUCUGGACAGAAAGCUGCAAGAUGGUUGGGAUUUCUGAUGAAGCCGGCAGGCUUCAGUAGAAGAAGCCACUUUCUGCUGGGUAAAUGAAAUGCAUUGAAAAGCAUCUCUAGGUGAAUUCUUGCAGCAUCAGUCAUCAUCCUGGAAAUCACUCUUCAGUCCCAAAGGCAAACGUGAACAGCUCUGUUCUUCACUGAAUCCCUAAUCUGAUAGGGUGUGGGGGGAAUAUUCCCACAGAAAGGUGUAGUGGUUGGUCUUAAAUCUAACCAUCAGUUUUGUAAGUCAUUCUGUUUCAGUCCGUGAUUAAAAUACAAUCUUUAAACAUG
This is a messenger RNA of Zonotrichia leucophrys gambelii, 1354 nucleotides long. RefSeq names its product dehydrogenase/reductase X-linked (gene DHRSX). The coding region runs from base 23 to 1090 and encodes 355 amino acids. Gene Ontology annotation, cellular component: extracellular region. Gene Ontology annotation, biological process: positive regulation of autophagy. NCBI's taxonomy places the organism in Eukaryota, Metazoa, Chordata, Aves, Passeriformes, Passerellidae. The transcript has 8 exons. The record is from RefSeq and is a predicted model, not a curated record.